Molecule: messenger RNA, 2028 nt
Organism: Formica exsecta
Lineage: Eukaryota; Metazoa; Arthropoda; Insecta; Hymenoptera; Formicidae
Product: farnesol dehydrogenase
Exons: 4
Coding region: 1260-2006 (248 amino acids)
Molecular function (GO): oxidoreductase activity
Source: RefSeq, a predicted model, not a curated record
UAUGCAUUAUACACAAUGAAUUAUAUAUGAAAUAUUAAUUAUAAUCUAACAAUCUUGUUUGCUUUUUAUGAGAGUAGUAUCAAUAAAAAGAAACGGAUUCACAUUCAUAUGCCUUUUCCUUUUCCCAUUUCAAAUAGCGUGAAUCAUUCUGUGUAAGUUAAUAUAAGAAUUACAUAAUAAAUAUCUAAUAAAACCUAGAAAAAAGAUCUGGACAAUUUUCAAUAAAAGAGAUGCGCUCUCAUAAGAUGCUGACUUACUUGAAUCCCCUCGUCGGCGAACGACGGACUGCACCGGCUACUUCAUAUGCAAAGAUUCGCCGAUGGAAUGGGUCUUUGAUCGAUUGGGGUGAAGAGACCUCACCCUUCCAAUCUCUAAAAAUUCUGAUGCAACACUCUUAACGAAGAUAUCUUAUCGUUUUCUGCGACCGCGCCUUCUUCGGAAAUAUCGCGCGAAUUUUCGUCAGCGCAUUUUGCGUAUCUCAUUCUAAUUUUAUAUUUAAAUAGCUUUAUUUUAAAAUUUGAUAUAUUGAAUAGCUGAGUCUCUUAAGUAUUAGCGCUAUUAUUUUACUUCUAUUUUCGUAAUUCUAAUACUGGCGCAAAGUAUAUCUAGUUAAUCAAUCGAGUAUCAAAGAUGCUGAACGUGCAAACGUAGGUAUCUCACUAAUUUUAAUAUUUAUACGAUUAAUCCUCGAUAUAUAUCUUAUUAAUUUUUCUCACAAUUAGCUAACGAUUUUACGAAAAUUUCUCCAAUACACUUUGCCCCAACAAUAUUAAUACAAUGUAAAGAAAAAAGAAAACGCGAUAUAUAUUCUCUAGGUGAUGUAAUUAUUUAAGUCCAUGGUAUAAAUUAUACGUCGACAAACAAUAUCCUUUAAUGUUUCUGCGAGAGCUGCGUUAGCAACGGACGACGAUACGCAUUAUCUGCAAGCGAGCGUGACGGUAGUCUUAAAUAUCACCCAGAGAUUUGCAUGUCGAAAAAAACAAGCGGUAAUAUUGAUACAAAUACAAUAAUAUGCAAUAUUCGCGCAGGAAUACAUCAUCCAGAAAAUAUUCAGAAAACACAAUAAACUAUCUAGACGCCUGGUAGAUUACGCGCGACCCCUUAAUCAAAGGCCAGAUUUUCAGCUGGCAAUUCAAUGGUAUAAAGAGGUGUCGUGGACGCGGAUUGGUAUGCAGAAGCUUUCCGCACGCUUUUCAGUGUGAGCAAUAUUUUCUCUCUUUUCUCUCUCGUGAUUCUUGCAGUCAGCGCAAAUCUUCAACAUGAAUCCUUUGUUGAACAAGACCGCUCUAAUCACCGGCGCCAGCGAUGGAAUUGGUAAGGCGAUCUUAGAAGAGUUGAUGUCGAAAGGGCUCAAAGUCAUCGGACUCGCCCGCGAUAUGAAUCAGCUGAAGCUGCUCGCGGAAGAACUGAAAGGCAAACCCGGCAAGUUCUAUCCCCUUCAAUGCGACAUGAGUCUUCAGAACGAAAUUGAGGGCGCAUUGGAAUGGAUAGAGAAGAAUUUGGGAGCUGUGGAUAUUCUGAUAAACAACGCAGCUAUCAGUCUCGAUUGGUCCACCAUCACCGGCGGAAUAGAGGACCUUAAGAAAACUCUCGAUAUUAACGUGAUCGGUUUAAUGUCUAUCACCAAGGGAAUUUUGCAGUUAAUGAAGAACAAGGGACUCGAUAAUGGUGCCAUCGUUAAUAUCAACGACAUAUGCAGUCUCAAAAGCUUGCCUCUUGCUACCGAUCGUCCCAUUUCCCCGGCAUAUGCUUCCAGUAAGACCGCGUUGACCACGCUGACCGAAUCUCUUCGUUUGGAAUUAGCGCAAAACGAGUCCAACAUCAAAAUAAUCAAUAUUUCCCUGGGUUUGGUAGAAACCGAUCUCACGCAACAGUGGCUGAAGGAGAAUCCACGAUUAGCUCUGAAACCAAAGAACGUGGCGGAUGCUAUCCUCUUCUCGUUGCAAACUCCGGAGAACGUACUUAUUAAGGAUCUCAUUAUUACGCCUAUUCGGGAGAUUAUUUGAGCUAAUAUUGGACGAAAUCGUU